Molecule: messenger RNA, 1019 nt
Organism: Thalassophryne amazonica
Lineage: Eukaryota; Metazoa; Chordata; Actinopteri; Batrachoidiformes; Batrachoididae
Gene: cebpg
Product: CCAAT enhancer binding protein gamma
Exons: 2
Coding region: 240-743 (167 amino acids)
Biological process (GO): regulation of transcription by RNA polymerase II; DNA-templated transcription
Molecular function (GO): DNA-binding transcription factor activity, RNA polymerase II-specific; RNA polymerase II cis-regulatory region sequence-specific DNA binding
Source: RefSeq, a predicted model, not a curated record
GAGAUUUCGCAAUCGGCUGCUGUCCAUGUUUCAAACACAAACAGUGUGAGCGUUGGUUGGCAACAUUUUAACGUUACUUUCUCCGGCAAAUGUGCCUCCUGUGUUGGAUGGUUGUAUCCUCCGCCGUCCUGUGAAGGCUUUGUCGGGGCACUGACUCCUCUUCCACAUCUCAACAUAAUCAUCUCUGCAUCUGGGAAGACCUCUGGUCAGACAGCGCCACCUGCAGGCAACACAUCCAAAUGAGCCGGCCGUCGCAGCCGAAGCUAAACACAGCAGACCACAACGGCGUGAGCGUCAUCCACAGCCAGACCCACGCCACCGCGUCCUCCUCGUCCCUGCCGGCGGCGGUAGCCGGUUUGCAGCAGGUCCCCCAGCUCGUCCCUGCAAAUCCAACAUCUGGAGGCGGAAAGGCCGUCCCGCCCAGCAAGAUGAAGAAGCCUCCGGCAGACAAGGACAGCGAGGAGUACCGCCAGCGGCGCGAACGCAACAAUCUGGCAGUGAAGAAGAGCCGCAUGCGCAGCAAGCAGAAGGCGAUGGACACGCAGCAGCGCGUCAAUGAGCUUAAGGAGGAGAACGAGCGGCUGGAGGCCAAGAUCAAGCUGCUCAGUAAAGAACUGAGCGUGCUCAAGGACCUCUUCCUGGAACACGCCCACAACCUGGCUGACAAUGUCCAGCCGCCAGUUGGCGCUGGGAGCUCUAGCCCCGCCCCCAGCAGCAACACCAACAGUAGCAAUGGCCAGUGAAGGGGCGGGGUUGGACUUAUUUGGGGGGGGGCACAUUUUCAGGCCUGUGCUGCAUCAGAUGAGCAUCCUGAUGCACUGAUAAUCAACUCCACCCUCACGUCUUUUUGUAUUUUUUAUUCUUUAAAAAAAAGAACACAGAAUGACCAGAUCCAUCAGAUUCCACAGUCCGUGUCCUCAUCCUUUCUGUCUGUGCAUGAACCUGUCUAAAAGAAGAAAAUCUGCACCGCUGUGUGCGGUUUUCAACAGCAUAAAAAAAAAAGAAAGAAAAUACAAAAC